AGCAAGUAUAAAUAGUGAGACUUCACGCGCAGCGUCGCUCUCGGAUCUGAACUCUCGGCAGGAAGAAUUGUCAAAGAUCUUAACAUCCCCCGAGCGCGCUCCGGCGGGGAAGCCCGGGCCGCGGCCCCGCCGCCCCCGCCCCUCCCCCGCCGCCCCCUCCGCUCCCCGUCCUCCUCCUCCUCGUCUUCGUCCUCCUCCUCCUCCUCCUCUGCGCACUUCUGCUUCUCCUUCUACUUCUCCUCCUCUUUCUUCUUUCUUCUCUUUUUCUUCCUCCUCCUCCACCUCCUCCUCCUCCCGCUCCUCCCCCACCCCUGCCCCAUUGAUGUGUUGUUAUUGGGGGGGCUGGAGCAGUAAGAAAAGGAGGAGGAAAAAAGGAGCGGGGCUCGGCUGGGAGCGGCUGGGCGCGGGGCCGACGGGCGGCGGCGGCGGCGAUGGAAGAACUUACGGCGUUCGUCUCCAAGUCCUUUGACCAGAAAGUGAAGGAGAAGAAGGAGGCCAUCACCUACCGGGAGGUGCUGGAGAGCGGGCCGCUGCGCGGGGCCAAGGAGCCGGGCGGCUGCGCCGAGCCCGGCCGCGACGACCGCAGCAGCCCGGCAGUCCGGGCGGCCGGCGGAGGCGGCGGCGGAGGAGGCGGAGGCGGAGGAGGUGCAGGAGGAGGAGGAGGAGGAGCAGGCGGAGGAGCUGGAGGAGGGCGCUCGCCCGGCCGGGAGCUGGACAUGGGCGCCGCCGAGAGGAGCCGGGAGCCGGGCAGCCCGCGGCUCACCGAGGUGUCCCCGGAGCUGAAGGAUCGAAAAGAGGAUGCAAAAGGGAUGGAGGACGAAGGCCAGACCAAAAUCAAGCAGAGGCGAAGUCGGACCAAUUUCACCCUGGAACAACUCAACGAGCUGGAGAGGCUUUUUGACGAGACCCACUACCCGGACGCCUUCAUGCGCGAGGAACUGAGCCAGCGGUUGGGGCUGUCGGAGGCCCGAGUGCAGGUUUGGUUUCAAAAUCGAAGAGCUAAAUGUAGAAAACAAGAAAAUCAGCUCCAUAAAGGUGUCCUCAUAGGGGCCGCCAGCCAGUUUGAAGCUUGUCGAGUUGCACCCUAUGUGAAUGUAGGUGCUUUAAGGAUGCCAUUUCAACAGGAUAGUCAUUGCAACGUGACGCCCUUGUCCUUUCAGGUUCAGGCGCAGCUGCAGCUGGACAGCGCCGUGGCGCACGCGCACCACCACCUGCACCCGCACCUGGCCGCGCACGCGCCAUACAUGAUGUUCCCGGCGCCGCCCUUCGGACUGCCGCUUGCCACGCUGGCCGCGGACUCGGCCUCUGCCGCCUCUGUAGUGGCGGCCGCCGCCGCCGCCAAGACUACCAGCAAGAACUCCAGCAUCGCCGAUCUCAGACUGAAAGCCAAAAAGCACGCGGCCGCCCUGGGUCUGUGACGCCAAGGCCAAGGCCACCGUCGCGCCGGCCGCGCGGCGCUCAGCCUGCACGCCCUCCGCGCCCCCUGCUCCGAAUCCCGGGAGCCCGCCCUCUGUGCGCCCUGCAGACUGCCCCCAGCCCCCCUCAGCACCCCGGACUCCGCGCAGGACCUGGGAUCCCACGAGGCGCUCCAGCCUCGGGGCUCCUGCCCAGUUUUCCCGUGGGCCUAGAAGUGGGCUUUGUAGGAGCGGGUUUGGGGAAGUCCGGAGGGAGAGUGGACGCGGGAGUUCUGGGACAGCCGGAGCGUGGCUCACCACGACAAAGCUGCAACGUGGACUCACAUAGAAAUAAAAUCCUGACAAAAAUGAGGAAAAAAAA
Ochotona princeps (American pika) is the source of this 1776-nucleotide messenger RNA. It is a transcript of the gene SHOX2, whose product is annotated as SHOX homeobox 2. Gene Ontology annotation, molecular function: sequence-specific double-stranded DNA binding; DNA-binding transcription factor activity, RNA polymerase II-specific. The transcript is spliced from 5 exons. Gene Ontology annotation, biological process: regulation of transcription by RNA polymerase II. NCBI's taxonomy places the organism in Eukaryota, Metazoa, Chordata, Mammalia, Lagomorpha, Ochotonidae. The record is from RefSeq and is a predicted model, not a curated record. The coding region runs from base 432 to 1418 and encodes 328 amino acids. Gene Ontology annotation, cellular component: nucleus.